CAUCCAAAAAUCUUCAAGUGACCCACUCCCUUUAAAUACCUCUCCACACACACUAAAUCCCCAACCAAGAUUUUCUGAUUUACACACAAACGCCAACUGAACCAUACCAUAUGUCUGAGUUAUCAUCAUCAUCUACCUCCACUUUGGGUGAGUGCAAUGAGGGCCAUCCACACAUGCACACGACCAAAAUUCAGGACCCAGACAUGUUAUCCCUUUUGAUCCCCAAAACCCCAACAACAUUCGAAAAAAACCAAAAGCCCCAAGAAAGCACCCAUUUUUCACUGGCCUUAAACGAGGCCAAAAGCAUAGCAAACACAGCAUUACCCAUGGUGCUCACAGGUCUAUUACUCUACUCUCGCUCCGUCAUCUCUAUGUUGUUCCUCGGUCGUGCCGGUGAGCUCGCCUUAGCCGGUGGUUCUCUCGCCAUUGGAUUCGCCAACAUCACAGGUUACUCUAUUCUCUCUGGCCUCGCCAUGGGGAUGGAACCCAUCUGCGGCCAGGCUUUUGGGGCCAAACGUUUCAAACUUCUGGGCUUCGCCAUGCAGAGAACCAUUGUUCUUCUUCUUUUAACUUCAAUUUUCAUAUCAUUCUUGUGGCUCAACAUGAAGAAGAUAUUGCUCCUCUGUGGCCAACAAGAAGACAUCGCCACCCAAGCUCAAUCCUUCAUACUCUACUCUCUCCCUGAUCUUGUUGCACAAUCAUUGCUACACCCUCUUCGAAUCUACUUGCGAAGUCAAUCCAUAACCCUCCCUCUCACAUACACCGCCUCUCUCUCUAUUCUCCUUCACGUCCCCAUCAACUACCUCCUCGUCUCUGUGUUCAAACUUGGAAUCAAAGGCAUCGCUUUAGGCGCUGUUUGGACCAAUUUCAACCUUGUCUUUUCGCUGAUUCUCUACAUCUGGGUAUCCCAGAUAUACAAAAAAACAUGGACCCCUAUUUCCUUGAAGGCUAUCUUCUGCGGUUGGAAGGCGCUUCUGAAUCUGGCAAUCCCGAGUUGCAUUUCCGUUUGCCUGGAAUGGUGGUGGUACGAAAUCAUGAUUUUACUGUGCGGGUUACCAAAGACAAGUCAGUUACCCCUAUUCUACUAG
Messenger RNA from Vigna unguiculata (cowpea), 1088 nucleotides. Its product is annotated as protein DETOXIFICATION 49 pseudogene. The record is from RefSeq and is a predicted model, not a curated record. NCBI's taxonomy places the organism in Eukaryota, Viridiplantae, Streptophyta, Magnoliopsida, Fabales, Fabaceae.